Molecule: messenger RNA, 1136 nt
Organism: Corvus hawaiiensis (hawaiian crow)
Lineage: Eukaryota; Metazoa; Chordata; Aves; Passeriformes; Corvidae
Gene: SYS1
Product: SYS1 golgi trafficking protein
Exons: 3
Coding region: 29-499 (156 amino acids)
Biological process (GO): Golgi to plasma membrane protein transport; Golgi to endosome transport; protein localization to Golgi apparatus
Cellular component (GO): trans-Golgi network; Golgi membrane
Source: RefSeq, a predicted model, not a curated record
CACUUCCGUCGCGGGCGGCGGGCGGGCGAUGGCGGCGCAGUUCCGCAGCUACGUGUGGGACCCCGCGCUGAUCGUGGCGCAGAUGGUGCUGCUGCAGGCGGGGUACUACAGCUCUCUCGGGCUCUGGCUCGCCCUCCUCGGCACCCUGGGCAGCACCGGGCCCUCCCUCCAACAGGUCUUCAGCGACGAGAUUUUAGGCUUCUCAACCCCGCCGGGGAGGCUCUCCAUGAUGGCUUUCAUCCUCAAUGCACUCACCUGUGCUCUGGGCUUGCUGUACUUCAUCCGGCGAGGGAAGCAGUGCCUGGAUUUCACCGUCACCGUUCACUUCUUCCACCUGCUGGGCUGCUGGAUCUACAACUCGCGCUUCCCCUCGACGCUGACGUGGUGGCUGGUGCACAUCGUGUGCACGGCGCUGAUGGCGGCCAUCGGGGAGUACCUGUGCAUGAGGAUAGAGCUCCGGGAGAUCCCCCUCAACUCCGCCCCCAAAUCCAACGUAUAGACUGGCUCUGGCAACACCAUGCUGCGUUAUCUCAUUGUUCCCAGCACAGUGCAUCCAAUGCCUCAGAAUCAUCCCUGAAGAAGCACAGCAGGUCUGUUUAGACUUUAUGAUUAAUUUUUUUUUUGGACUUCGGUGACUGCAUGAGCGUGAGCAUCUCCUCUGGCAUCAGCUGACAGCAGGGGAGGAGCAGAUGUUUAUUUUGUUAACACAAAGUAUUAAUAUGACUGUAUGGAGAGCGUGCCCUUAAACUCUUCACUCAUGAGACUGUUAAAAGCCAGGUAGCAAAACUUGGUGCGUGAGGAGCAUUUGGAAUUUAACGAUGUGGGAGUGCCCUGAAUGGAUAACACAGUGGUCAGCUCUUCUUGCUGGAGCUGGCAUGGUGAGCAGUGGGGCUGGGAGCUGCUGCUUCCAAUCUGUGACUUGUUUGGGCCUUGCCUGGGAAGAGUCAAGGAAGUGAAUGGAUGGGGAGAAAGAAAAUAGUUGUACUUACCUGAAUCACCAGCUGCGACACUAAAUAACCUGUACCGUUAGAUGGGUUUGUUUGCUGUUUCCAUGUUUGAUACACAGAGGUGACAGACAGCAGUUUGCUGAAGAAAUCUUUUGUAAUAAUAAAAAUAUAAUGUUGCUGUGAGUGUUA